Eimeria mitis is the source of this 1572-nucleotide messenger RNA. RefSeq names its product Chromosome III, complete sequence, related. Lineage: Eukaryota; Apicomplexa; Conoidasida; Eucoccidiorida; Eimeriidae. The record is from RefSeq and is a predicted model, not a curated record. Bases 1 to 1572 code for a protein of 523 amino acids. The transcript has a single exon.
AUGGGCGUACUGCUGCGUUCCCGCCGCAGCUAUGGUCUUGCAUCUGCUGCUACUGCAGCUGGAGUCCCCACAACCGGCUGCUGUGCAACAGCAGCCACAGCGGACGGCAACCGCCUGCGUCGAGAGGUGAUAGAGGAGCUGCAGCUGCAGCGGCAACAGCUGCUGCAGUACAAGCCGCAAACGCGCGGUCUUUUUUUCCUGCAUCGGCCCCCGAGAGGGAGCAGCUGGCGGUCUGCUGCCUCUGCUGUUGCUGCUGCUGCUGCGCGAGCGCACCAGUGGUUUGAAGACCAGCUGAGGACGCUCCUUACAGAGCGGUUGCGGCAGCAGCAGCAGCAUCGCUUGCGCCAGCCGUUCUGCGACCUUCUGACUAGGCUUGGCCUGCGCAGCAGCAGCAACACAAACAGCAACAGCAGCACUAGCAACAGUUUUUGGCAACUGUUGUGGACUGGUUUCGUUGCCGCAGCUGCCGCGGCAACAGCAGCAAUGGCGGCUUCUCCUACGUUGUCUGCGGGGGGGGAUUUGACAGGAAGAACAGCUGGAGCAGCAGCCUCGCAAAGCAGCCUCAACAAUUGGGUUGCCUCGAGUUUGCUGCAGUGUAGCGGCAGCGCCCUCUCCUUUUGGGGUGUAUGUACGGCUGGGACGCGUAUGCAGCAGGCUCUUGGCAUUUCGUGCUCUUCUGUUCUCUCCAAGCCAUUAGGCUUGGUUACAAUAGCGGUGGCCUCCAACGCUGCUGCUGCUGCUGCUGCUGCUGCAGGCUUCGCGUGCAGCAGGCUGCAGCAGCUGCGCGCCGGCAGCAGUAGCGGUCCCUCCGGGUGGCUCGAAGCAGCAAAGACGCUGCAGCAGGAGACUCGUGGGAAGUGGGGGGGGCUGCUGCUGCAGCACCACCCCCGAGCAUCCUCUCUGACCCUCCCCACUAGCAGCAGUACCGGCACUAGCAGCAGCAGCGGGUCGAGGCAGAACUUGCUGCGUCUCUGUGCGGGGGAGACAGUAGGUUGCUUGGUUUUGUACUAUUUGUUAGGGGGUCGUCUCUUUCGUCUUUCGCCUUCCAGUUUGGUGGCUCCUGGGGCAUUUAGUGAGCGUUCCCUGUCUCUGUCUGCCUCUACGGUGUACGCGUCAGACACAGAGCGUCGGCUAAUUAAGAAGGUGGGGCUGCGCUUCGGCUGCCACACCUGCGGGACCCGCUCCCGCAGCACGCGCUGGGUGGCAGACCACCAGCCCCCCACCGCCCAAGUGCUUAACUACGAGCGCACGGCCCUGGGGUGGGCACUGGGGGCCUUGAGGCGGCUUCUGGGGGGCUCUAAAUACUGGCCGCAGCGCCUUUACCCUCACUGCGAAAGCUGCAGCCUCAAGCAGGCCGUGGCCGUGCGGCGGCAAACGGCUGCUGCUGCUGCUGCUACUGCUGCUGCUGCCGCUGCUGCAACCCCCCUCACUGCAGCAGCCGCGGCUGCGAAGCUGCGAGAGAAGAAAAACCUCCUGCAGAAGCAGCAGCUCGUCUAUAGAUGGAAGAGCCUCAGGCUUUGGCAUUUCACUGGGGGAAUCCUCACACUUAUUCGCUGCCUGGAAGCCUUAUAA